AUGGUAGAAGAGAUGGUGGAAGGGGAGGAAGAAGAAGUCCUCCUCCAAGAUAGCUUCGAUGCUUUCGACGACACCAUCCUCACGACGAAUCCCAAGUGUGGCACCACCUGGCUGAAGGCCCUUGCGUUCACUAUCGCCAACCACUCUCGGUAUGACUUCUCUAACCACCCACUACUCACCAACAAUCCCCAUGAGAUCGUACCAGUCAGAUAUUUACCUACCCUCGAGGUUCCUAUGGGCAAGGAACUAAGCUAUGUCGAGACGCUCCCCUCCCCAAGGCUUCUUGCCACUCAUAUGCCCCUUUUACUUCUCCCCAAGUCCCUUGUAGCCAACCAUAGCUGUAGAAUCGUUUACAUCUGUCAGGAGCCCAAAGACGCUUUUGUCUCUCGGUGGCACUUUGGGAAUAAGAUUUUUCGUGGAGGACAUGAGAUUGACUUGGAAGCUGCACUUAACAUGUUUUGUGAGGGUGCCUCACCAUAUGGGCCUUUCUGGGAUCACUGCCUCGAGUACUGGAGAGAGAGCAUUGCAAGGCCUGAUAGGGUUCUUUUCCUCAAGUACGAGGAGAUGAUGUCAGAGCCGGUGAAGCAUGGCGUCAGGCUUGCAGUGUUCCUAGGCGUCCCAUUCACCGGCAAGGAAGAAGACGACAGGAUUCCCGAGGAGGUGGUGAAGCUAUGCAGCUUUGAGAAGCUUAGCCGUUUACAAGCCAAUCAGAAAGGUUACUUUAUGAGGAGGAGAAACCUAGUUGUUGACAUGUCAGAUUACUUUAGGAGAGGGAAGAUUGGGGAUUGGGUAAAUUACACGAGUGAAGAGAUGGGGAGAAAGUUGGACUACAUCGUGAAAGAGAAACUAAGGGAUCGGACCUUGUGCGCGCCAAUCACGGCAGCCAUAUCUAAUACAAUUGAUGCGACAUUUUUAUUUGCUUGA
This is a messenger RNA of Phragmites australis (common reed), 924 nucleotides long. RefSeq names its product cytosolic sulfotransferase 16-like. The record is from RefSeq and is a predicted model, not a curated record. Gene Ontology annotation, biological process: sulfation. The transcript has 4 exons. Gene Ontology annotation, molecular function: sulfotransferase activity. NCBI's taxonomy places the organism in Eukaryota, Viridiplantae, Streptophyta, Magnoliopsida, Poales, Poaceae. Gene Ontology annotation, cellular component: cytoplasm. Bases 1 to 924 code for a protein of 307 amino acids.